UUUCUGUGUUAAGCAUUGUUUGUAUGUGUACAUUUUGAGGCACUGUCAUAUGUUUAUAUGAGUUGGCAAUCGUGUGGUAUGCCAAAUGCAGCUAUUAGGUGUAUAUUUGGCAUGACACAUAUUAUUGUAGCCUUGAUUAUAACAUAUACUUAUUGAUGCUACAUUAGAAAGGGUUAUGGAGUGUUAGGGGAGCCAUAGUACCUUUGGUAGGGGACAUACGCUCCUUCUGUGAUAGUUUGUCUGGGCUCAGCUGUCACCUGUGGCUCCUAGAAGCUGUCAGCAUGUAAAUACACCCCAGAAAUGGCUUCAGCGUGCCAGCUAAACCAGGUGUGGGUAUCAGAUUGGUCUCAAACCCUCAGUAAGUUAGGCUCCAGCACAUAGAGCAGAUGAGACCAAUAGUAGGUUCAACAGUCAGGAAGGCAGUUUCUGCAUGUGCUGUAGAGGGAAGUGAGGGGCACAUGAGGCUUAUCAACCUGGGAAGGUAGGCCAUUUGGAAGAAGGAAAACUCUGAUCCUAAAGCUCCAUUGCCUUGUGGGAUUUUGCUGGGAGAACAAAAGGCUAAGGAGUAAGCCCUACACAAAUCCGGAGUGGAAUUCCUAAGAUGGUUGGAUGGUGCCUUGUACACCUCCGUCUGGCAACUCCUGCAGCACCAAAAUCCUGCAGAGUUUGGUGCACUCCAUUGUCUCUCAAAACAGAUGGAUGCCAACCAACAUUAGAAAGCUAAUAGGGUGCACACUAUUCAGAAGGAAUGAGGUUACAGCCAAAUAUGCCAUUAUGUUUAUUACUGUUCAGUACAAUGUUACAUACACCACAGAUGAGAGGCCUGAGCCGGUACAUUUCUAUGAGUAUGGUCCAAAAGACGUGGCCACCAUCUUUUUCUACAUGCUUAUAGCCAUUAUUCUUCAUGCAGUGAUUCAGGAAUACAUACUAGAUAAAAUUAAUAGACGUCUCCACUUGUCAAAAACAAAGCAUAGCAAAUUCAACGAAUCAGGGCAACUAGCAGUUUUCUACUUGUUUUCAUUUGUCUGGGGAGCCAGUAUUUUGUCUGCAGAAGAAUUCACUACCAAUCCAACUUUGUUGUGGAAAGAUUACCCUCAUUCUCGAAUGUUUUUUCAGGUUAAAUUCUUCUAUAUCUGCCAAAUUGCCUAUUGGCUUCAUUCACUGCCAGAACUGUACUUCCAAAAGAUUCGAAAGGAAGAUAUUCCUAGACAGUUGUACUACAUCUGUCUUUAUAUUGUUCACAUAUCCGGUGCCUACAUUUUGAAUCUGCAUCGCUUGGGCUUAAUUUUGCUGGUUCCGCAUUACCUUGUGGAACUUAUUUUUCAUGCCUCACGCCUUUUCUACUUCAGCGAUGAGAAUAAGCAAAAAGGAUUUACCCUCUGGGCUCUACUGUUCAUAUUGGCUCGCCUUCUGACUCUAACUUUGUCAGUUCUCACAUUUGGAUUUGGUCUGGCAAGAGCAGAAAAUCCUGGCUUUUCCAUAGCAGAAGGAAACUUCAACAUACUAACUCUUAGAAUUAGCUGUCUGGCUGCAAUCUGUUUGACCCAAGCUUGGAUGAUGUGGAAAUUCAUUAAUUUCCAAUUAAAGAAAUGGAGGGAGCAUAUUCAGAAUCAAAUUCCUAAGAAAACAACAAACAUAAAGGUUAAACCAACAAGGAAAGAAUCAUCCAAAGCUAACUUUGUCAAUGGAGCAGUAAAAUUUGAAGAGGGUACAUCACCUAGAAAAAGAAAAUCAAAAAUGUUAUGAGGAGCAUAGAACCAGAAAGCAACCUUUUAAUUGAAGACUUUGGUGAUUAAUGAAAAUGUUCCAUUACCAGAGUUGUGUUCACUAAAGGACUCUGGCUGAAAUAAUAUAUUUUUAAAAUUCAUCAAAACAAAGUUAUGGUGAGAACACUGUGCUUCAACAUGAGUUUUAGCUUAUUUAACCUAGAUGCUCAAUCUCCACUAUUAAUUUCAGUCUUUGAAAAAUUAUUUGUCUUACUCUUGAAUGUAAGUACAAAUCCUUCAAUGCUAUGGAAGGCUUAUAAAUCAGACAUUGCUUUUAUUUGAAGCUUUAAAAUAUAAUUAAUAUUUCAUUUAAGUAUAAAGCUUUUAGAAACUUUAAUUUCUGGACUUGGGCAGGAAGUUGUGUUAGGGUUUUUUCAUUUUGUUUUUUAAGAAAAUGUUUUGCACAUUAUUCUCAAUCUGUCCGAAAUGUCUAUUCAGAAGUAAUUCCAGAUGGUUUUCCUAUUUUAAAAGUUCAUAAUUUGGAUAACUAUGGUUAAACACAGUGUUUAAGGAAAGAGAAUAAAAUCAAUUAAUAUCUUCAUCUUGGAAAACUGCUAGUUCAUUUGAGGCCACACUGUGUAUUUGAAAAUGACUGUGAAGGCAGUCUAUUAAGGCAGAUUUUGCUGAAUUGGUCUCCUGAAUUACCUAAUAUGAAACCCCACAUAGCUGGCUUUAGGUAAAGG
Molecule: messenger RNA, 2449 nt
Organism: Podarcis muralis (Common wall lizard)
Lineage: Eukaryota; Metazoa; Chordata; Lepidosauria; Squamata; Lacertidae
Product: translocating chain-associated membrane protein 1-like 1
Biological process (GO): protein insertion into ER membrane; SRP-dependent cotranslational protein targeting to membrane, translocation
Cellular component (GO): endoplasmic reticulum membrane
Source: RefSeq, a predicted model, not a curated record